This is a messenger RNA of Cavenderia fasciculata, 2544 nucleotides long. RefSeq lists its product as uncharacterized. Gene Ontology annotation, molecular function: protein binding. The transcript is spliced from 2 exons. Bases 1 to 2544 code for a protein of 847 amino acids. NCBI's taxonomy places the organism in Eukaryota, Evosea, Eumycetozoa, Acytosteliales, Cavenderiaceae. The record is from RefSeq and is a predicted model, not a curated record.
AUGAUGAACAUUAUAGGUAGAAGAGUACUGGGAGGAUACUCUUCUUCUUCUUCUUCUCUAUCAUCGCUGUUUGUAUCGUCGUUGUCGAUCAGAUCAUUGUCGAGUACUACUUCAUCAGCAGCGACCACACCGGCAUACAAUAAUAAUACGAUUGUUAACAAGAAUACUACUACUACUACAACUACAACAACACAUAGAGAUUUUAAAAAGAAUUGGAAACCAACAACAUAUACUAAACCAACGACUACUACUUCAGAUACAACUAAUAAUAGUGUUGCAGGACAACAACAACAACAAUCUUCCGAUACAACCAAACCACUAUCGAGUAAAGAGAAACAUAAUGCUAGACAUCAUCAACGAAUAAAGUUGAAAAGGACAGCAGCAGCUGAGAGGAAACCCCUUCAAACACCGGCAAACAACCCAUACGAAUGGGAUGACGUAAGACAUACAAAUCAUAGACACGACGACACUGGCAGUGUCUUUGCAUCACUCACAUUCCGAUGGAAAGAUGAAAUCGAACCAAAUGAACACUAUGUAGACUACAAUCCGAUCAUUGCACAGUUAAACAAAGAAUCACUAUUCAAAUAUUUGGCAUUUAGAUUUAUUAAUUCAAAUGGAUUUAAUGUUAAAAGUAUACAAGAAGAUUUAUUUAAAAAGAAACAAUUUCAAAAUCCAUAUGUUAUGUAUAGAGUUGCACAAUGGUUGGGACAUGUGAAAUUCAAUUAUAUUGCAGUGUACACCAAGAUACUAAAAUACUUGCAACGUUGUGGCAACAGUAAUUUGUUCAAAGGGACACUUGAGAUCAUCCGCAAGCAAUUCCAGUUCAACUACUCAAUCGACACACACAACACCAUCUUGGCAUUCUACAACGAGCAAGGUGAAAACAAUACGGCACGAAGAGCCACACGAAAAAUGAGACGAACUGGUAUCAAUUGCAACAUUGAGACAAUGACAGAGAUGGUUAGAACCUACUCGAACGAUAUCAUCAAGAUUGCAUCGAUUCUCAGCGAAUGUAGAGAGAAAAAAAUGCGUUACAGCUAUCAAUUCAAUGCGGCGUUGUUGAGGGCAUGGCUCACCCACCACAACCGUCUCAUUCGGACAGACACACCAGAAUCACGUGCCUCUGCGGAAAAGCACCAAUUGGUCAAGCGCGCCAUGGACCACUUUGAAGAGCUCAAGGGCAAGGGGACAGCUGCCAACUCGCCACUCAUCUAUGACAGCUUGUUGCAAUGUCUGUUUCUUAUUGGAAAGAGCGAUCCAAAGUCGGGUGCCAAGGAACACUUUGAGGCAGUGAUGGAGACGAUGCGCGAGAGAAAUGUCGAGAUGUCGGGCCCGACAGCUCGCUUCCUCAUCAUGCGUCAGCCGCUCGCGCAAGUGUCGCAGUUCUACGAGUCGCUGAUCAAGGAGCAACCGAUGCUGCAGGAUGAUGCGCAUGUCGUUGGCGCGCUGAUCCAGGCGUUCACGUUGCCACACAUUCACUCGGACUACAAGGACAUUGAAAAGCUGAUCAUGGCAAUUGACCAACGCGGCAAGUUGAGUUUGGAGAUUUGCCAAAACGUCAUUGGCGCAUCAAUGGUACGUCGAUCCAACAUCCGUCAGUGUCUGGCGUUUAUCCGUCCCUAUCUCUCGAAAUACAUCACCAAAGAGUAUUUGCGAAACAAUGAUGGCACGCUACUCCACCUCAUUCUACAGGCUGCCUGUUCUACCAAGGACCCGGCGUUUGUCAAGCUCUGGAUAACACGUUGUACCGACGAGUUUGACUUUACGCUCAAUGAAACAUCCUACUCGAUCCUGCUGCGAUUCAACCUCAUCCACGGCAAGACCGAGGAGUUUGAAGCACUGGUCGACGAGAUGAAGACCAAACAUGCCAGACUCACCUACACUGUCCUCAGCAACCUCGUCGUCUUUUACCACAUUAACAACCAAACCGCAGAAUACAACAAGUACCUCAAGAAAAUGUUGAAUCUUGAAAACUUGUCCAAGGAUCUGUUUGUAUCGUCGGUUGAGCAAAUCAUCAAGUUGUACUUGUUGCGUGAGGAUCCCGUGUCGGCUAGAUACUGGUUCGAUAGCUACGUCAAGGGCAAAAAGGCGUCCAAGGAACUCAUCUUUUACUUUAUUGCAUACUACAAGGCAAAGGCACUCAAGACACUGGAGCAAGAGUGGAUCGACAAGUUGGAGGAAAUCUACAAGGAAAAGUUUAGCGAGUUGGUCAGAUUACCAGUCUACUCCAAGAUUAUCAAUCUCAUCACCUAUGAAAACUCUGGUAUCAUUGAAUACCAAUCAAACGCCAUCAAACAAUAUCGUCGUGCUAAAAAAGAACAAGAAUUACAAUUAUUAGAAUUGGCUGAUUUGGCAAAUGAAAUUGAUUUUAAGUCAAAUGAAGAAGAUAAGGAUGAAGAUGAAGAUGAAAAUGAAGAUGAAGAUGAAGAUGAACAAGAAUAUGAAAAUGAAAUGGAAGAAAAUGAAAUUAAAGAUUUAGAUAUACUAAAUGUAAAUCAAGAUAAUACUAAUACUAUUAAUAAUAAUAUUCAACAACAUCAAUAA